Chionomys nivalis (European snow vole) is the source of this 1567-nucleotide messenger RNA. RefSeq names its product F-box protein 2 (gene Fbxo2). Gene Ontology annotation, cellular component: cytoplasm; SCF ubiquitin ligase complex. The transcript is spliced from 6 exons. The record is from RefSeq and is a predicted model, not a curated record. NCBI's taxonomy places the organism in Eukaryota, Metazoa, Chordata, Mammalia, Rodentia, Cricetidae. Gene Ontology annotation, molecular function: protein binding; ubiquitin protein ligase activity. The coding region runs from base 70 to 1233 and encodes 387 amino acids. Gene Ontology annotation, biological process: SCF-dependent proteasomal ubiquitin-dependent protein catabolic process; glycoprotein catabolic process.
UGGGGGGCGGGAAGUCGCUGAUACCCCCAAACUCCAUUUGGCCUGUCGCCCGCACUCUCUCCUCCCCAGAUGCCCGACCCCUGGUGUCCUUCCCGCAGUACCCUCCAGGCGCACCGGGAGCCCACCCAUCCGUGGGUGCCCCUCCCCAGUACCCGGCUCCUCCAGGAAUCCGCACCUUGGGCUCCGGGGGUGCGGGGUUCCCGGCCCCCAGCGUGGGGUCAGAGGCUGGGCGGGGCGCGCGGGGCCUUUAAGAGGCGCAGUGGCACGGACCAGGCUGACGCGGGCAUCUCCAGGACUCGCCACCCGCAGCGCUCGGGUUCCUCUCUCGACCGUGCCGCAGCGAUGGAUGGAGAUGGUGAUCCAGAGAAUGGGAGCCACCCCGAAGAGGUGAGCCCAGAGGAGCAGCCAGAGGAGGCGGGAGCCGAGGCGAGUGCAGAGGAGGAGCAGCCCCGGGAGGAGGAGGAGGAAGAGGCCGAGGCGGUCGAGUACCUGGCCCAGUUGCCGGAGCCGCUGCUGCUGCGCGUGCUGGCCGAGCUGCCAGCCUCGGAGCUGGUGCAGGCCUGCCGCCUGGUGUGCCUGCGCUGGAAGGAGCUGGUGGACGGCGCCCCACUGUGGCUGCUCAAGUGCCAGCAGGAGGGGCUGGUGCCCGAGGGCUGCGCAGAUGAUGAGCGGGACCACUGGCAACAGUUCUACUUUCUGAGCAAGAGGAGGCGCAACCUGCUGCGUAACCCGUGCGGGGAAGAGGACUUGGAAGGCUGGUGUGACGUGGAGCACGGUGGGGACGGCUGGAGGGUGGAGGAACUGCCCGGAGACAGUGGGGUGGAAUUUACCCAAGAUGACAGCGUUAAGAAGUACUUCGCCUCCUCCUUCGAGUGGUGUCGCAAAGCGCAGGUCAUUGAUCUGCAGGCUGAGGGCUACUGGGAGGAGCUGCUGGACACCACCCAGCCCGCCAUCGUGGUGAAGGACUGGUAUUCGGGCCGCACGGAUGCCGGCAGCCUGUACGAGCUCACCGUGAGGCUGCUGUCGGAGCACGAAGAUGUGCUGGCGGAGUUCAACACCGGGCAGGUGGCAGUGCCGGAGGACGGCGGCUGGAUAGAGAUCUCCCACACCUUCACCGACUACGGGCCAGGCGUCCGCUUUGUCCGCUUCGAGCACGGAGGGCAGGAUUCGGUCUACUGGAAGGGCUGGUUCGGGGCCCGGGUGACCAACAGUAGCGUGUGGGUGGAACCCUGAGCGACCCCCACCCCCAGCCGCCCUCUAGGGGCAGAAGCCUGGGGUAGAAAGGCCUUAAUUUAGUUGGUAGCAUCCUCACCUGCCUCGUCCACGCCUUGCACCUGCCUCUCCCCCGCCCCUUCCUCCAGUCUGGUCCCUGCGGGAGAGAAGGAUUUGUUGCUUUAUUGUGGGAUGGCUUCCAUUUGCAUUUCCACGGCAGUCGCUUCUAGAAUGUACGAUCCGAGGGGGGUAUGGGGCUGCUGCAGGAUCCCGAGCAUCUAGCAUUGUGCCUGCCUCAAAGUGGGCACGCAAUAAAUAUUUGUCCAAAGAAGGAGAUAAUGGAAGUGUAGAUGAA